AUGGUCCAAGCCGCCAGCAGCUCUGCAGGGCUGGGCGUCCCGCUCUCAAUCAUCAUAUGCGUGAUGGUUGCGAUUGCCCUCUUUGCCAGAUCUCGUCAUCAGACCCUGCUGUCUGUGCCUACCAUCCAGGCCCCGGGGGGUGACUUCAGGAAGGCGCUGAACGAAGGAUACGAGAAGGCAAAGCUCAACCCGCAAUGGAUCUUCCAGAUCCCAACGGUAAGCUCGCCGAUGACGAUCCUGGCGCCGGCGCUGCUGGACGAAAUCCGCGCGGUGUCCGAGAAGAAACUCAACUUCCGGCGCGAGAUGUACGACCGCUUCGUCGGGCGCUACACGGCGUUUGCGUCCAACGACAGCGCCAUGGUAGUGGCGAUCAAGAACAAGCUUACCCCGGGCAUCGACCGGCUGCUGCCGACGAUGGACGACGAGGCGCAGUUCGCCGUCCGCACAACGCUGGCUAGCUGCGGCGCCGACGGGUGGACCACGGUGCCGCUGCACUCGACGGCCACCCGGCUGAUUGCCCUGCUGUCGGGCCGCGUCUUUGUCGGGCUGCCACUGUCGCGCAACGAGGAAUGGAUCGACGCUGCCGUCAACGUCACGCAGCACUCAAUCGCCGGCGCGUUCAAGCUCCUGGCGUACCCGGCCUGGCUGCGGCCGCUCGUGCGCCUGUUCGUGCGCGAGGUUGGCGGCGUUGAAGAGUGCCGCCAGGCCACCGAGCGCAUGCUGCGGCCGCUGGUUGAGCAGCGUCUGCGCGACAUGCGCAGCGGCGGCGCCGACUUCCAGGGCCAGGACGACAUGAUCCAGUGGCUGAUCACGCACGCACCCCCGGGCAGUGUUUCCGACGUUGCCUGGCACGUUUCGCAGCACCUUGUGCUCAACAUCGCCGCGAUACACACGACAAGCGGGCAGCUCUCCGGCACGCUAUUUGCGCUCGCAGCACGCCCGCACUACAUGCAGCCGCUGCGCGAGGAAAUCGAGGCCUGCAUACUCAAGCACGGCGCCCUCACCAAGCAAUGUCUACACGACAUGGUCAAGCUGGACAGCUUUCUGCGCGAAGUCCAGCGGCUAAGCCCGCCUGGUCUGGUGUCCGUCAACCGGAAAGUGCUCGAGCCGAUCACGCUGUCGAACGGCCAGCGCCUGCCCGUGGGCACGUCCAUAGCCUUCCCGGCCGACGCAAUAAACCGCGACCCCGAGCUGUGGGAGCGCCCGGCCGACUUCGACGGCUUCCGCUUCGCGCGGCUGCGCACGGAGCCCGGCAGCGAGAACAGCUUCCAGUUCGUGUCGUCGAACGCGUCGGGAAUCAGCUUCGGACACGGCAAAGCGGCGUGUCCCGGGCGCUGGUUCGCGGCAACGGAGCUGAAGGUGAUGCUAGCACGCCUGCUGCCGGACUUCGACUUCGCGCUGGCCGAGGGCGGAGAUGGCCCGCUGCACGCGUUCGUGGACGUGCUUGGGGCCCCAGACCCCACGAGGCAGAUCCGGGUGAGGCGGAGGGCCUAG
This is a messenger RNA of Diplodia corticola, 1494 nucleotides long. RefSeq names its product cytochrome p450. The record is from RefSeq and is a predicted model, not a curated record. The transcript is spliced from 6 exons. Gene Ontology annotation, molecular function: oxidoreductase activity, acting on paired donors, with incorporation or reduction of molecular oxygen; iron ion binding; monooxygenase activity. The coding region runs from base 1 to 1494 and encodes 497 amino acids. Lineage: Eukaryota; Fungi; Ascomycota; Dothideomycetes; Botryosphaeriales; Botryosphaeriaceae.